This is a messenger RNA of Aphanomyces invadans, 864 nucleotides long. RefSeq lists its product as hypothetical. Bases 1 to 864 code for a protein of 287 amino acids. Gene Ontology annotation, cellular component: cytoplasm. Gene Ontology annotation, molecular function: protein folding chaperone. The transcript has a single exon. The record is from RefSeq and is a predicted model, not a curated record. Lineage: Eukaryota; Oomycota; Saprolegniomycetes; Saprolegniales; Verrucalvaceae. Gene Ontology annotation, biological process: protein refolding.
AUGCAACUCGCUCGAGAUCGGACGCGGGACCUCGUGUCGCGCUGCUUCGUGGACGUGUUGGGCCACCGGGUGUCGGCCAUCUACGCCCCUAACGUCGUCAACACGAUGCGGGCAAAGUGGAACUCUUCGAAGGAGUACGCACCGAUCACUACCGACGCCGCGCGGGUGUGGGGCGAAUACAUGUCGGGCGCGGCCAUGUUAAGCUCGUUUUUCAAGGGCGAGGAGCGCGUCGCGAUGAGAUUUCGCACAAAGAAGCUUGAUGGUUAUGUGGAGUCCAUGUGCGUGGGUGAAAUCCGCGGGUACAUCCAUCACGACGUCGACGCGAACGCUACAGACGCCUUUGAGGUGAACAAGGUGCUGUACGGGGCGGCGUCGCCGUACAAGACAGUGUUGGCAGCUUCGGGCAAUGCGACACAGGACUGGCAAAUGUUCUACGACAUGUCGGAGCAGACACCCACGCUCGUGAAGCUCGAAACGCAGUCGAAGAACGACGAUGCUGUAGUGUGCUGUGGAGUGACCAUCCAGGAAAUGCCAAACGCGGCUGUUUCGCUCUUCGACCGUCGAGACCUGUUCGAUGAAUCCACGAUGAUGGACCUUGUUCAGGCACAAGGGAUGCUCGCAUACUUGAACACGAUCUUCCCGGAAGUGACCUUAACCAAGGAGCACGUGAAGCGCGUCCCUGUCGAUUACUACUGCCGCUGUAGCAAGGAGAAAUUCGUCCAGAAGCUGUUCUCGGUGCCUCAGGCCGAACUAGCAGCGCUCUCCAGAGAAGGCGGGGUCCUCUUGUCGUGUAGCUAUUGCAACGCCAGUUACUUUGUCCCAGAGCUCGAGAUCGACCAAGUCAGACAGGAGAAGCAAUCGUAA